CUAAGUUUCAUAGAGCUUAGUUCAGAGCCAGUUUCCUCCAGGCACCAUGGAACUCUAAUGAUGGUUUAAUCAGCCAAAGACUCUCCAGUCACUGCUCCAUGAUCUUCCUUCUUAGAGCAUCUGAGUACCUGCUAACCAUGGGGGACCAUAUCAGGGAGGACCAGAUCAUCGCCAUGGACUGUGAGAUGGUUGGAGUGGGAUCUCUUCGGGAAAGUGGUCUGGCCCGGUGCAGUCUCGUGGACUAUCAUGGCUCUGUGGUGUAUGACAAAUACAUCAAGCCAGAAGGGAUGAUCACAGACUAUCGUUCCCAUGUCAGUGGGAUACAACCCAAGCAUAUGCUGACAGCUGUACCUUUUGCAAGUGCCAGGGAAGAGAUCUUGGAACUCCUCCGAGGCAAGCUGGUGGUAGGCCAUGACCUCCGCUAUGACUUUAAGGCAUUGAAGGAAGACAUGACAAAAUACAGGAUCUACGAUACCUCCCAGGACCGGCUGCUUUGGGCAGAGGGAGGCCUGGCGGGCUGCCGGCGGGUGUCCCUCAAGGUUCUGUGUGAGAGGGUCCUCAAGAGAAGAAUUCAGAACGGCAGGCUUGGCCACUGCUCUGUGGAAGAUGCUAAAGCUACCAUGGAACUCUAUAAAAGAUCCAGGAUAAUAAGGGCCAACUGAAAGCGGGAAUGCAGAGGAGGACACAGCUGCCCUCCAGUUCAAAGGUCAAUCUCAAGAGGAUGGAUGGAAGCCACAAACCUUCAGGGAAACCUUCUUCCCUUUAGAAACAUCUCCCAAAGCCUUUCACUUUCUUGCUUGUAUUAUGAUAAUAAAAUGGAUCUCUAUUUUCUCUA
Molecule: messenger RNA, 835 nt
Organism: Trichosurus vulpecula (common brushtail)
Lineage: Eukaryota; Metazoa; Chordata; Mammalia; Diprotodontia; Phalangeridae
Gene: ISG20
Product: interferon stimulated exonuclease gene 20
Exons: 3
Coding region: 99-662 (187 amino acids)
Biological process (GO): defense response to virus; DNA catabolic process; RNA catabolic process
Cellular component (GO): nucleus
Molecular function (GO): exonuclease activity; nucleic acid binding
Source: RefSeq, a predicted model, not a curated record